AUGUCAUCACUUGCCAAGCAACUUGAACUAUUUCAAUUGCAACUUUUUCGUUACGAACUUCCAUUCAUUCUCGGAAUCGGUAUCAUCGGCAACUUCAUUAAUAUAAUCAUAUUUGGAAGACGUACACUACGAAAAAAUAUGUGUUCAUGGUAUUUUAUUUGUUUAGCGGUGGCUCAUUUAUUCUUGCUUACUUUCUCUUGUCUACCAAGAAUCAUAUCUGCUUUAACUGGCUUCGAUUUGUUAGGUCGAUCUCUUACUUUUUGCAAGUUUCGUGCAUAUGCAAUAGGUGCAAGUCUAGCGCUUGCACGGCAUUUUCUUUGUUUAAUUGCAAUCGAUCGAUGGCUCAUUACUUCAUCAAGUUUAGAGACUCGUAAUCAGAGUUCACCUCGUAUAACUCGAAGAGUGAUUGUUGGCAGUUUUAUCUUUUGGUCUCUAUUUAAUAUUCAUGUACCAAUCAAAUAUGACAUUGGUCGCUUAGGCUGUUCACCACCAUUAGGUACUAGUUAUGAACUUGUCUAUUCAAUAUAUAAUAUUACCGCAUCAAUGGUACCUAUGUUUAUCAUGAGCCUAUUUACUAUACUGGCUGUACGCAAUCUACGUUUACGAAUGAGAAAUAGAAUUCAACCUCAACCGAUUACAACUGGUUCAGGCGCCACUCCAAUGACAAAGUCAUCAAAUGUUACUACUCAACAGCUUCGAUAA
Molecule: messenger RNA, 702 nt
Organism: Rotaria sp. Silwood2
Lineage: Eukaryota; Metazoa; Rotifera; Eurotatoria; Philodinida; Philodinidae
Source: the annotation of a GenBank genome assembly